GUGACGAAGGUGGAGGAGCCUUCUAAAUAUGGUGUGGUGAUAUACGAUGAUUCUGGCAAGAUUGACAGAUUCGUUGAAAAGCCACAGGAGUUCGUUUCCAACAAGAUCAACGCAGGAAUGUACAUCUUCAACCCGUCAGUUUUAAAGAGGAUAGAGUGCCGCCCCAUGAGCAUUGAGAAGGAGGUUUUCCCUUACAUGGCUGAGGAGGGUCAGCUGUAUGCACAAGAGCUCCAGGGCUUCUGGAUGGACAUUGGACAACCAAAGGACUUCCUGACUGGCAUGUGCCUCUACCUCAACUCUUGCAAGAUUAAUAAUAGUGCCAAGCUCUGUAAAGCCCCAGGUAUUGUUGGCAAUGUCCUUGUAGACCCUUCAGCCAAAAUUGGGAAGAAUUGUCGCAUUGGCCCCAACGUGACUAUAGGGCCUGAUGUGGUGAUUGAGGAUGGAGCCUGUAUCAAGCGGUGCACAAUCCUUCGAGGAGCCACCAUAAAGUCACACACAUGGCUUGAGAACUGCAUUAUUGGGUGGAAAUGUAUUGUUGGGAAAUGGGUGCGCAUGGAGAACGUUUCUGUACUGGGUGAAGAUGUGAUUGUCAAGGACGAACUUUACGUCAAUGGCGGAAUGGUGCUUCCACACAAGAGCAUAGCAGCCUCAGUCUUAGAGCCCAAGAUUAUCAUGUGAAACACGCACUGGUGGGAAUGGGUGUGCUAUUUAUAUGUGAAUCCUUUUUGCCUUACUUGUAAGAUCAAUCUUCAGGUUUAAUACUUUUAUUGUGUAUUGUUUAAUGUUAUUAUUAUUAUUAUUUUUUUUUUAACUCUAUUUACUUUUUUCUCUCUUCAUUCAUAUUUUAGAUAGAAUUAUGAUUUAUUUUCUAUAAUAUAUUUAUAUACAUGUAAUUUAUAUGUAUUUCUGCCUUUAUAAAUUGAAGUUGUGAGCAGUCUGUGAAGCAAUAUUGAGUGUAGGGGGUGGGUGUGUUUCCUUCACAACUACAAUAGAGCAAAUUUUGGUGUCUUCUGGUUGGUCUCAGGCUGAGUGUUCUGCUGUAUAUUGUAUAAAGAUAAAUUAAUUAACUGAAGAUGAAUAGAAAUCUAAAAAAAAGGAAAAAAGUGUAAAAUAAUUUUCUAAAAACUAAGAAUGCUAAUUCCAGCAUUUUCAGGCAUGUUUCUUACUAUCAUAUGGAUAUGAACUAUAUGUAUGACUUUAUACAAGUGAAUUAGCAGCUAGAGUAAAGGUUAAAUAUUGUUGACAUUUUAUGAAUUUUGAAAGAAAGAAAAGACAUAUUUUACUUCAUUUUAGAACUGUUUCAAGGUACAAAGAAAAAAAUUCAUUGUAUGUAUGUACAACCUGAAGAUAAGUUCUAAAUUUAAUUGAAAUAUGUUUUCGAUUCAAAUUUUACUUUGAUUCUCUUUGCAAUAGAUUUAUAUAUUCUCGUUUUUCCAUGUUUAUAUUUAUGCAUCCUAGUAUGUUUUCUACAAAGAUUAUCACAGAUUUUAGUUGUCUAUCCUAAUGUCACUGUUUAAGGUAUUUGAUUUGCAGUUUGUGGCAGUUUUGCUCAUGAUAAGUGGAGGUUUUGCAUAGAUUGUUAAUUCGUAUUGAUUAUUCAAUAUUCUAAAAUGACAGUUUCCAUAUUCCUAGGCAGUGUUGUCUUACAUGAAAUAAUUAUAAGAUUAAGAAAAAAGCUAUUUAAUGUAAUGAAAUCAAAUUCUUGUUAAAUUCUGGAAGUAAGUGACAAAGUUGUUAACUUUUUUCUACAGUACUUCUAAGAUUUUUGUCUAAUAAAAUAUACUUUAGCA
This is a messenger RNA of Penaeus chinensis, 1790 nucleotides long. It is a transcript of the gene Gmppb, whose product is annotated as mannose-1-phosphate guanyltransferase beta-like. The record is from RefSeq and is a predicted model, not a curated record. Gene Ontology annotation, biological process: GDP-mannose biosynthetic process; cell wall mannoprotein biosynthetic process. Gene Ontology annotation, cellular component: cytoplasm. Lineage: Eukaryota; Metazoa; Arthropoda; Malacostraca; Decapoda; Penaeidae. Gene Ontology annotation, molecular function: mannose-1-phosphate guanylyltransferase (GTP) activity; GTP binding.